This is a messenger RNA of Limanda limanda (common dab), 1149 nucleotides long. It is a transcript of the gene tent5c, whose product is annotated as terminal nucleotidyltransferase 5C. The record is from RefSeq and is a predicted model, not a curated record. The coding region runs from base 1 to 1149 and encodes 382 amino acids. Gene Ontology annotation, biological process: mRNA stabilization. NCBI's taxonomy places the organism in Eukaryota, Metazoa, Chordata, Actinopteri, Pleuronectiformes, Pleuronectidae. Gene Ontology annotation, molecular function: RNA binding; poly(A) RNA polymerase activity. The transcript is spliced from 2 exons.
AUGACGUCAGGAGAAGAGCAGAGUAGUUCAGUCAGUCUUCUGUCCUGGGAGCAGGUGAGCCGGCUCCACGACGUGCUGACGGCCGUCGUGCCUGUUCACGGACGAGGUAACUUCCCCACCUUAGAGGUGCGCCUCAAAGACAUUGUGGCCUGGGUGCGAACCCGCCUGGAGCUGAGGGGCAUCCGGGUGAAGGACAUCCGUCUCAACGGCUCCACGGCCAGCCACGUGCUGGUGCAGGACAUCGGCUGGAGCUACAAAGAUCUGGACAUCAUCUUCAGGGUGGACCUGCCGCACGAGACAGAAUACCGCGUCAUUAAGGACGUGGUGCUGGGCACCCUGCUGGACUUCCUGCCCGACGGAGUGAACAAAGAGAAGAUUACUCCCAUGACUCUGAAAGAGGCUUACGUCCAGAAGCUGGUGAAGGUCAACACAGAGCAGGACCGCUGGAGCCUCAUCUCCCUCUCCAACAACAAUGGCCGCAACGUGGAGCUGAAGUUCGUGGACACAAUACGCCGGCAGUUUGAGUUCAGUGUGGACUCCUUUCAGAUUGUGCUGGACUCCAUGCUGGUCUACUACGAGCUGUCCCAGACGCCGAUGACUCAGGCCUUCCACCCGACCGUGAGCGGGGAGAGCGUGUACGGAGACUUCAGCCUGGCGCUGAGCCACCUGCGCAACAAGCUCAUCGCCACCAAGCGGCCCGAGGAGAUCCGGGGCGGCGGCCUUCUGAAAUACUGCAAUCUGCUAGUGAGGGACUUCCGGGCGGCCAGCGAGGAGGAGUUCAAAGGCCUGGAGCGCUACAUGUGCUCCCGCUUCUUCAUCGACUUCCCUGACCUCGGGGAGCAGCAGCGCAAGGUGGAGGCCUACCUGCAGAGCCACUUCAUCGGUGAGGAGAAGAGCAAGUACGACUACCUCAUGAUCCUGCGGCGCGUGGUCAACGAGAGCACGGUGUGCCUCAUGGGUCACGAGCGGCGGCAGACCCUCCACCUCAUCUCGCUGAUGGCCUUCCGGGUGCUGGCGGAGCAAAACGCCAUCCCAGACGCCUCCUGUGUCACCUGCUACUACCAGCCAGCGCCGUACGUCCGGGACCACAACUUCAGCAACUACUACGUGGCCAACCAGAACAUUCCAACAUGGCUGCCAUGUAGCUGA